This is a messenger RNA of Aspergillus campestris IBT 28561, 216 nucleotides long. RefSeq lists its product as uncharacterized. Bases 1 to 216 code for a protein of 71 amino acids. The record is from RefSeq and is a predicted model, not a curated record. NCBI's taxonomy places the organism in Eukaryota, Fungi, Ascomycota, Eurotiomycetes, Eurotiales, Aspergillaceae. The transcript has 2 exons.
AUGUUCAACCUCUUCUCCAAACCCAAAGACGAAAACAAUCAACCCCAAUACCAAGAACCGCUGUGGGAUCCCCGCACCGUGACCGUGCAGCAGCAGCCGACGAGCCCCAGUGCUCCCGUGAAGGAGGGUUUGGUGGUGGAGCAGCCGCGCUCCACCGAACAGAUGAACUUGAGUCUCCGUGGGGGUGGCGCCGGUGGCAUCUGCUGUGGGCUGUGA